Alosa sapidissima (American shad) is the source of this 1635-nucleotide messenger RNA. Its product is annotated as keratin-associated protein 10-7-like. Lineage: Eukaryota; Metazoa; Chordata; Actinopteri; Clupeiformes; Clupeidae. The record is from RefSeq and is a predicted model, not a curated record. The transcript is spliced from 3 exons. Bases 1 to 1635 code for a protein of 544 amino acids.
AUGUAUAGAACACAUGUCCCUGUCUCCUGCUGUACCAACCCAGCCCUGUGUCUCUGUGCCAACCCAGCCCUGUGUCUCUGCUGUGCCAACCCAGCCCUGUGUCUCUGUGCCAACUCAGCCCUGUGUUUCCUACUGUGCCAACCCAGCCCUGUGUCUCUGCUCCUGCUGUGCCAACCCAGCCCUGUGUCUCUGUGCCAACCCAGCCCUGUCUCCUGCUGUGCCAACCCAGCCCUGUGUCUCUGUGCCAACUCAGCCAUGUGUAUCUGUGCCAACCCAGCCCUGUGUCUCUACUCCUGCUGUGCCAACCCAGCCCUGUGUCUCUGUGCCAAUGCAGCCCUGUGUCUCUGUGCCAACCCAGCCCUGUGUUUACUACUGUGCCAACCCAGCCCUGUGUCUCUGUGCCAACCCAGCCCUGUAUAUCUGCUGUGCCAACCCAGCCCUGUGUCUCUGUGCCAACCCAGCCCUGUCUCCUGCUGUGCCAACCCAGCCCUGUGUCUCUGUGCCAACCCAGCCCUGUGUCUCUGCUGUGCCAACCCAGCCCUGUGUCUCUGUGCCAACCCAGCCCUGUGUUUCCUACUGUGCCAACCCAGCCCUGUGUCUCUGCUCCUGCUGUGCCAACCCAGCCCUGUGUCUCUGUGCUGUGUGACCCUGUGUCUCUGCUGUGCCAACCCAGCCCUGUGUCUCUGUGCCAACUCAGCCCUGUGUUUCCUACUGUGCCAACCCAGCCCUGUGUCUCUGCUCCUGCUGUGCCAACCCAGCCCUGUGUCUCUGUGCCAACCCAGCCCUGUCUCCUGCUGUGCCAACCCAGCCCUGUGUCUCUGUGCCAACUCAGCCAUGUGUAUCUGUGCCAACCCAGCCCUGUGUCUCUACUCCUGCUGUGCCAACCCAGCCCUGUGUCUCUGUGCCAAUGCAGCCCUGUGUCUCUGUGCCAACCCAGCCCUGUGUUUACUACUGUGCCAACCCAGCCCUGUGUCUCUGUGCCAACCCAGCCCUGUAUAUCUGCUGUGCCAACCCAGCCCUGUGUCUCUGUGCCAACCCAGCCCUGUCUCCUGCUGUGCCAACCCAGCCCUGUGUCUCUGUGCCAACCCAGCCCUGUGUCUCUGCUGUGCCAACCCAGCCCUGUGUCUCUGUGCCAACCCAGCCCUGUGUUUCCUACUGUGCCAACCCAGCCCUGUGUCUCUGCUCCUGCUGUGCCAACCCAGCCCUGUGUCUCUGUGCCAACCCAGCCCUGUCUCCUGCUGUGCCAACCCAGCCCUGUGUCUCUGUGCCAACUCAGCCAUGUGUAUCUGUGCCAACCCAGCCCUGUGUCUCUACUCCUGCUGUGCCAACCCAGCCCUGUGUCUCUGUGCCAACGCAGCCCUGUGUCUCUGUGCCAACCCAGCCCUGUGUUUACUACUGUGCCAACCCAGCCCUGUGUCUCUGUGCCAACCCAGCCCUGUAUAUCUGCUGUGCCAACCCAGCCCUGUGUCUCUGUGCCAACCCAGCCCUGUGUCUCUGCUCCUGCUGUGCCAACCCAGUCCUGUGUCUCUGCUCCUGCUGUGCCAACCCAGGCCCGUGGUCAGGGUAACUCUUUUGCUGACCAGCAGUAAAUACUUGGUGACCUUUGGUGCUGAUCCCAGUGCUGGCCAGUGCUGA